Messenger RNA from Closterium sp. Naga37s-1, 5649 nucleotides. The record is from the annotation of a GenBank genome assembly. NCBI's taxonomy places the organism in Eukaryota, Viridiplantae, Streptophyta, Zygnematophyceae, Desmidiales, Closteriaceae.
AUGAGGAAGGCCGCGGGCAGCUCCCUCCCCACGGGAAAUGCUGGAAACGCGCGGAGUGCGGGGAAUGCCAGGAAAGCGGGGAAAACGGGGAAGGAGGGUACUCGGUCUGGGGGUGAGAGCGCGGGAGGGAUGCGGAGGACAAACAGAGGCGGGGCGCGGGGCGGCAAUUCUGUGGGGGGAAAUGGCGCGACGGGGGGAAUUGGGAAGAAGCGGAAGCGCGGGGGGAAACUGCAGAUGGGGGCAGCGCGGAAGGCGGGCGGAGGGCGGGCGGGCAGCGCAGUGGGCGCGCGCAGGGGGGGCGUAAAGGGCGCGCAAGGAGGGAGCGGUGGGGGGAAGGGCGCGCUGGGGCAGGGAGUGGGCGGGGGAGGAACAAGGCGGGAGGCGGAAACGGGAAAGGGGAAGGUGGAGAAAGGUGGCGUGAUCGGGGGAGAAGAAGGGGAAAGGGUAGCAGAGGGGAGGGGGGAAGGUGUGGGGACGGCGGGGAAAGAGGACGAGGGGGACUUGAGGGGUGAAAUGGGAGAGGGGGAGGCGAAGGCGGCUGGGAAGAGAGGAAAACUGGCGGAAACGGAGUCAGAUGAGGCACAAGAGGGAGAGGCAGGCAAGGAUCGGCCGGGAGUGGGGGAAGAAGAGGAGCGGGAGGAGGAGGAAGCGAAAGAAGAGGGCGAAGAAGGGGAUAGAGAGGAGGGAGGAAGGGUGGUGGUGAUGAGUGACGUGAGUGGGGAGGAGGGCAGCAGCAGGGGCGAGGGCAGCGGCAGCGGGUCGUUGGGUUUAGACUCGGGAUCAGAUGGGGGGGAGGAGCGGUCGGAUGAUGGCAGUGACGCUGUGGGGAUGGGGGAGGAGAGUGGUGCGAGAGAGAGUGAGAGUGGGGGGAGUGAGAGCGAUAGUGAAGAGAGUGACAGUGAAGGGAGUGAGAUUGAGGGGGGCGAGAGUGAGGAUGGGGAGGAAAUGAAGGAGGGAGAGGAGAGGGGUGGCAGCAAGGAAGGCGAGGGUCAAGAGGCGGAUGGGGCGGGGGUGGGCGCGGCAGGAAAGGAAUGGUUCCGCCACGUGAUGGCGGACGUGGGGGAAGAGGCGGAGGGGGAGGCGGAGGGCCAGGGGGGCGCGGAGGGGGGUGGCGCAGGCACCAAGACAGUGCUGAAUGCGGGGGCAGCGACGGCGAAGGCGAGGAAACGAGCUCUGAAGGCUGAGCAUAAAAAGCGAGAGGAGAAGGUGGGGCAGGCCAAGGCAGACAAGCUGAGAGCGAGAACUCAACGGGCGGAGGAGAGGCGGCGGCGGGCGGAGAAAGAGCGGUUUGAGGCGGAACAGAGGGAUGCAAAGCGGCGGAGAGUGGUGCGGGAGCAGGAGGCGGCGCAGGAGAGGCGCGAGGAGAAGCAGGAGCGGCGCGUGCAGGGCAUGCAGAAGGCUCUUCUGAAGCUGUUCAAGAAGAUGGCCGCUGGUGGCGGGGGAGGGGGCGGUGUGGGGAGAGGGGGCGGUGGGGAGAAGGGUAGUGGGGGCCCGGAGUGGGAGGUGGUGAGUCGCGUGCAUGCCAUGGCGCAUGGCAUUGUGGAUGGCAGCCUGGAGAAGGUGGUGCUAGGGGAGGGCGGCACCAAGGGCACGGGCACGCAGAGGCUGCCGCUGCAAGCCAGGAUUCAAGUGAACGACACCGCUCGCUCCGCCACGGCCAUUCUCUUCCCUGACGAGGCGGUGGUGGUGGAGGGGCACAUGCACGUCACUCUGCUGCACGGCGCUGCCUCUCUGCACGGCUUCGCGCUCCCCCUGCACCGCCCCACCGCGCUCUCUGCUGACGCCACCCUCUCCUCCUCCCUGGGGUUGGGUGCGGUGGGAGAGGGUGCUGUGGGGGGUGGUGAGGUGGAGCGAGGGAAGGAUGGGAGUAAGGAAAAGAAGGGGGAGGCAGUGCCAGUGGGGGCGGAAAAAGGGGGUGCGGAUGUGACGGUGGCGACAGAGGCGGCCAAGGAUUGGAGAGUCACGGCCAACUUCACGUUCCGACUGCUGGUGAGCGGGAAGGGGGGAUGCCUGAGGUGGCUGAAAACCACGUCAGAUGGCCUUCCUGUGCUGCCAGCACACUUACAGUACACCCGUUGCCCGUCCUCUGCCUCUCCAACCGCCCCCCUCAUGCCCCCCCACUCCCCAGGAGCCGAGUGCACCGCUGCUGAAGCUGAGAGAUGUGCGGCGGCUGAGGAAACUGCAACAGACGGCCUUUCUGAGCCGAGCACACCGGUGCUGAGGCCGAGAGAUGUGGAGCGGCUGAGAGAACCACCGCAGGUAGCCGUAAUCUCUGCAGGCUGCACAUGCACUGUGCGCUCACAUCUUCCUCUCCACACCUUCUCGCCCCUCCCCCAUCCCACCUUUCUCUCCCCCCCACUCCCCCAGGAGCCGAGCACGCCCCUGCUGAGGCUGAGAGAUGUGGGGCGGCUGAGAAAACCGCUACAGGCGGCCUUUCUGUGCGGCCUGCACACUCACAGAGUGGCCCCCCGGGGGCAUGGGCAGGGCGGGCAGGGGCUGGUGGGGGCUGGGGGCGGGGGGAGAGCCAGGGGGAAAAAAGGGGGGAAGCGGUAUGAGGGGGACCGUGGGGCUUGGGAGGCGUUCUCGUGGACCCCGCCCAAGGGGAAGAAAGGGGGCGGGGGAGGGGGAGGGGGAGGGGAAGGGGGAGGGGGAGGAGGGGGAGGGGGAGGGGGAGGGGAAGGGGAAGGGGGAGGCGGAGAUGGAGUAGGGCAGCAGGCGGCAGGGCCAUGGAGGCAGGAGGGGCGGGUGCUGACGAACUCAGAGAUGAAGGGGUGGGAGGCGGUGCGGUGCGAUGUGGUGAGCCGCGAGUGGGAGGAGGCGGGGCGCUCUGUGGUGGGCGGGAGGAAGCGCAGCAAGAGGCGGGCGCGGGGGGAGAUGCGGGCGCCCAUUGUGAUGGUGGUGGGGGGCGUGAACACUGGCAAGUCUACGUUUGCAAAGUUUCUAGUCAACCACAUGCUGGGCAGGUAUGGUGGUAACCACAUGCUGGGCAGGUAUGGUGGUAACCACAUGCUGGGCAGGUAUGGUGGUAACCACAUGCUGGGCAGGUAUGGUGCUAAAGCACAUGCUGCUCUGCAUGUUGUGCAGCGACUGAUCUCUGCCACGUACCCCUGUGUGGCGUUCCUUGACACGGACGUGGGGCAGCCCGAGUUCACUCCACCCGGCCUCGUCUCGCUGCACCUCCUCUCCCACCCCGUCUUCGGUAGCCCUCCCUCGCCUCCUUACCUGCCCCCUCCGUCUUCCCUGCCCCUUUGCUGCCUUCCCUUUCCAUCACACACUACAGACCACCCAGCUUUGCACCAGCGCACGCCCCUGGCAAGCCACAUGUGCGGGGACAUGACCCAUCCUUGUCCCCCUUACCCGCCCCAUCCUCACUCCACCUCCCUUAAUCCCCACCACACUCUUCGCCGGCCACCAAUGCUCCACCAGCGCACGCCCCUGGCAAGCCACUUGUACAUCAGCCUUCCCUUUUCUCCUUACCUGCCCUGCUUUUCCCCAUCCCCGUGCUCUAUCCACCGCACCCACUACAGGUCACCCGCACUCCAUCAGACAACCCCCCUGGCAAGCCACCUGUAUGGGGGCAUCAGCCCUCCCUGUCCCCAUCACCCCCCGCACUACAGGCCACCCUGCACUCCACCAGAGGACCCCUCCGGCAAGCUACCUCGCACCCCCUGGCAAGCCAUCUGUACGGUGACAUCAACCCUCCUCCCCCCAUUAUCCGCCCCCUCCUCCCCCACACUAACAGGCCACCCAGCGCUGCACCAGCGCACGCCCCUGGCGAGCCACCUGUAUGGCGACAUCAGCCCUGGCAGCGACCCAGCACUGUACCUGCGGCAGCUCUUCUCUCUCUAUGACUGCUUCAGGCAGAACUACUAUGAUGGGCAUGGGGCGGCGGCACUGCCACUGGUGAUCAACACUCAUGGGUGGAUCAAGGGCAUAGGCUACGACGCCCUGGUGGAUCUCAUCCGCUACGUGGCACCCACACACGUCAUCUCGCUGCUCGCCCCCGACGCAGCUGACAACCUGCCUGGCGGCCACUUCUGGCAGCCGGGGGGGUUCGCCCCCGAGGACAUCAACCCCAACAUGACGCCCCUGGGGGGCGUGGGGGGCGGUGGCGAGGGCGCCGGGGGGAUGGCGGGGGAGUGGGAUGGGGAGGGGGAGGGGGGCGAUGUGGGGGGUGCGGGUGGAGGUGCAGGGGGGCAAGCUGGGGGAGGGGUUUGGGGGGGAGGAGGAGGAGAUGGGGAAGGAGAGGGAGUGGAAGCAGCAGCAACAUCAGCAGCAGCAGGGCAGGGGGCAGCAGGACCGACAGGGGCAGCAGCAGCAGGGGCAGUGGUGCGCACGUCAUUAAUCACAAUCACAUCGCUGUCUGCCAGCGCUGGGCCUGGCGUGAGCAACUCCUACCGAGUGGCACACGAGCAUCGCAGCCUGCGGGUGCUAGCAGCCAUCCGCCACGCCCUCUCCCCCUCCCGCCGCCUCGCCCUCUACAAGCUCGCCCGCCACAUUCCCCCCCACCCCGCCCCUCCCACCACCGCCUCUCCCUCUUCCACCGCCCCUCCCUCUUCCACCACCUUUCCCUCUUCCUCCGCCGCUCCCCCUGCUUCCUGCCCUCCCGCACGUCCCUCGCCCGCGCUCCCCGCGCCCAUCUUCCUGUUCCCGUUUGACGAGCGCUGGGAGAUGGCGCGCUGUGCGCGCCUGCUGGCGUGGCGGGCGCCCUUUGAGGUGGACCUGGGGGACCUGCACGUGGGCUGCGCACAUGGGGAGGUGAGGGGAGAAUGGGGUGAGAUUGGAGGUGAGGUGAGGCAAGCUUUGGUGGCAAGCUCAUCAGCUGUCAUCAGGUUCUAUGCUCCAACGCCCCACUGCUUCCAUCGCACACAACCCUUAAUGCCCCAUUUCCUCCCACUUCCUCCCUCCCACUCCCCUCCAUCAACCUCUCCCCCGUCCCCUCCUGCCACCUCCUCCCUGCACCCGUCCUCCGAGCAACAUGCCUCACCACCCUCAACGCCUCAUUCAGCUCCUCCCUUGCCCCUCCACCCUCCUCCCCCCCCUCUUCGCGCCGCCAUUUCCUUUGGUUGUUCCUCGGUUGCACACUCAUCACCCCAAUUUCCCUCCUCCCUUUUCUCUCUCCCCCUCUCUUCCUCCUCGCGCUGUUUCCCCCCACAGCUGUCUCCUGCCAACACGCUCAUCGCCCUCAACGCCGCCAUCGUCGGCCUCUGCUCCUCCUCCCCUCCGCCAAUCCCCUCCCUGCCGCCUCCGCCCUCAAUGCCCGCGGACCCCUCCCCCUCUGCUCAUGGCGUGGUGAGGGGCGUGGACGCCAGCAGGGGAGUGGCACACGUGGUGGCGCCGCUACCUCUCGCCCGCAUGCACCAUGUUGACACACUUCUCAUCUCGCACCUCCACCUGCCCUCACCGCUGCUGCUGUGCAACGACCUGGUGUCGCCGUACCUCUGCUUCCACUCGCUCGCCGACGCCCCUCCCAACUUGCUGUGCUCCCUUACCCCCUACCCCAACCCCCCACCCCCCAUUCGCCCCGCCCCUCUCCCCUCCCCCCCACCCCAGUGCAACGACCUGGUCUCGCCGUACCUCUGCUUCCACUCGCUCGCCGAUGCCACUCUAGGCGCCAAGGAGCUGCCCAUCAGGGAGGUCAAGCGGUGA